AGCGGCUGUCUCAGCUUUUCCAGUUGGACUGCUCGCACCGUUCCGCGUUCCCGGCGACGGCGACGCAGACAACGAUGCUAGAGUGGCCAACGAACUGCCUCACAGGACUCACCAGGAUCCUUGCGAUCAGCCAGGCCAUUGCCGUGGACACGAGAGAAAAUCUAAACACCGCCAUGUAUAAAUAACAUCAGUAAAUUGUCCUGUUACACCAUAUCGAGAAGUUAUCCAAUGAGAAAGCCGCUUAAAUUUUGGAGGAUCUAUGAUGGACGACAGAGAAAAAUAACGCUUUGUUUGUGAAAGAUUUUUUGAGCGCAAGCAAGGAUUAUUAAAACGAAAACCAAGCCAAACCAACUAAAUACCCAAAACGACAAAAAUCGACAAAAAACGACGAAAAACGAACAAAAAUCCUAAAAUCCAUUCGCAAGUUUUUCGGGCAAAGCAUCGAAAAAACACUUUUGAGAUUCAAAAAAUCAAAGCGAAACGAACAAAAACAAACUGGAAAGGAGCAGAAAAGACCUAGAGGACGAGAACGGGUGUAAAACGAAGGGAAAUACAAAUCAAAUUUAAAUAAAAUUAAAUGCAAAGGACAUUCGCAUGUGUGUGGUGGUGGAAAGAAAAUUCAAAACAAAAUUCACAAUUAGAAAACGCAGGAAAAAACGUAGAAAACGCAGACACAAAAUCAAGAGUGCCAGCAGCAACAGCAGCAACCAACUGUCAACAGCGGGAAGAAUUUUGAACUGGAACAUUUCGACCAAAAAGUUUGUUGGGCGACAGCAAAAUUUCAACGUUUGGCGCACUACAACACAGCAGCAAACAGCAGCAAGGACAUCGCGGCCAGGCAGCCAGGAUUGCAGGAGCGAGCGGUUUUGAAAGCGCAACACACAUCGACAAACCCUUCACACACGGACUAGUACUCACACUCGGAUCGGAACCAGGAUACCUUUUGGCUUAGAAAGCGGCCCAAGGAAGAGCCGCAGCCAGAACCUUAAGCUCGAAAUCACGCAUACGCCGCGGCGAACCCGCGCUCUCUCUUUGCCGGAACGAAGGGGAAGCAAAGCCAGAGCAAAAACCGACCAGCCAAUCCGAGGAAGCGGAGAGGGUGCCAGAGGGUUGCUGAGGGGAAAGCAGGCAGCGAAGGCAGCAAAGGCAGCGAAAGCAGGGAAUUCAUCGAGAGCUGAGAAGCGCGAGGCGAGAGAGCUGCUGCUGCUGGUGGGCAUCAUCUUAUGAUGUCAUCAGAGGAGUACGAGGCGGACUGUUUUGGUUUGUACAGCGAUGAGAACAACGUGCUGCUGAAGGCAACCGAGCCGGAGACAACUUCCACCAAGCAGCAACAUCAGCCACAGUUACAACAGCAACAGCAGCAACCACCGCCGAGCAGCAACGGUCACACGUCACCAAUACCCUUACAAGUCAACGGCGACGGCAGCGCGGCGAAUUGCGGCGAGAGCGCCAAGACUAAUACAAAUACAGGCAGCCACAGUCACAGUCACAGUUACAGCAACAGCAACAUCAACAUCAACAUCAACAGCGGCAACACCAACACAGACGCAGACAAGGAGCAAGAGCGAGAGAAGGCGAAGGAGAAAGCAAACGAAGAGGAAGCCGAGUCCGACGAUUCCGACGACGACGUCGUGGUUGUGCUCGAAGGCUGCGAAGGCAACGCCAGCAGCAGCAGCAGCAACGCCAGCAACAGCAGCAGCAACAGCAACAGCAACGCGAGCAGCAACAACCAUAAGGCAGCGGCCACGACGACGACGACGGCAACGACGGCGAACCAUUGUAAUCGCAGUGGCGGCAGCAGUCGCAGUCAUCGCAGCGCCCGCAGUAGUCGGCAAAUCAGUCAGUCAACGGCCGUCGGCAAGACAACAACGUGCGCGGCUAAAAAACCAACAGCAGCAGCACAGGCGACAGGCAGCACGACAACAGCCAAGAACUCGAACGUUAACUCGCACUCGCACUUGCACUCAAACUCGAACGUUAGUUUGAACGUGAACGUGAAUUCAAACGGUAGCGGAAACGGAAACGCGAACAACAGUAAAGUGAAUCGUCGUUCGCGUCAAAGAUCCUUGAGCAAAGACAUUAACAAUCAGCCAGCGAGCAGCAAUAGCAACUGCAAUAGCAAUAGCAACAGUAGUAACAACAGCAGCAACAGCAACGGCGGAGCAACGGCAACCGCUGCUGGCUUCAUGAGUAGCGCUGCCGCGGCUGCUGCGGGUGCCGCUGGUGGAGGAGCCCUGUUCCAACCACAAUCGGUCAGCACGGCCAACAACAACAGUAGUAGUAACAAUAAUAUAAACAAUACAAACACACCGGCUAGUAUUGCCACCCACUCACCCACGAGCAAUUCACCAGUUUCGGGCGCCAGUUCGGCAUCGUCCUUGUUGACGGCCGCCUUUGGCAACCUGUUUGGUGGCUCCUCGGCCAAGAUGCUGAACGAGCUGUUUGGCCGCCAGAUGAAGCAGGCCCAGGACGCAACGAGUGGCCUGCCCCAGAGUUUGGACAACGCCAUGCUGGCCGCCGCCAUGGAGACGGCCACCAGUGCCGAGCUGCUGAUCGGCAGCCUCAAUUCCACGUCCAAGUUGCUGCAGCAGCAGCACAACAACAACAGCAUUGCUCCCGCGAACAGCACGCCCAUGAGCAAUGGCACAAACGCAUCGAUCUCGCCGGGAUCGGCACACAGUUCGAGUCACUCGCACCAGGGUGUCUCGCCCAAAGGUAGUCGCCGGGUAUCGGCCUGCAGUGAUCGCUCCUUGGAGGCGGCAGCGGCUGAUGUUGCUGGAGGCUCGCCGCCACGAGCGGCAUCGGUCAGCUCGCUGAACGGUGGAGCCAGCAGUGGGGAGCAGCACCAGUCGCAGUUGCAACACGACCUGGUGGCGCAUCACAUGCUGCGCAAUAUACUGCAGGGCAAGAAGGAGCUGAUGCAACUUGACCAGGAGCUGCGCACCGCCAUGCAGCAGCAGCAGCAGCAACAGCAGCUGCAGGAGAAGGAGCAACUGCACUCCAAGCUCAACAACAAUAAUAACAACAAUAUUGCUGCCACCGCCAACAACAAUAACAACAACACCAUGGAGAGCAUCAAUCUGAUCGACGAUUCGGAAAUGGCCGACAUCAAGAUCAAGAGUGAGCCCCAGACGGCUCCGCAGCCACAGCAAUCGCCGCACGGAAGCAGCCACAGCAGCCGGAGUGGGAGUGGCAGUGGGAGCCACAGCAGCAUGGCCAGCGAUGGCAGUCUGCGACGCAAGUCCUCCGACUCCCUGGAUAGCCAUGGGGCGCAGGACGAGGCUCAGGACGAGGAAGAUGCUGCGCCCAAUGGCCAGAGAUCCGAGAGCAGGGCUCCGGAGGAGCCACAGCUGCCCACCAAAAAGGAGUCCGUGGACGAUAUGCUGGACGAGGUGGAGCUUUUGGGCCUGCACUCCCGCGGUUCCGAUAUGGAGAGCCUUGCCUCGCCCAGUCACUCGGACAUGAUGCUGCUGGACAAGGACGAUGUCCUGGACGAGGACGACGACGAUGAUUGCGUGGAGCAGAAAACAUCCGGCAGCGGAUGUCUCAAGAAACCCGGCAUGGACUUGAAGCGCGCUCGCGUCGAGAACAUUGUAUCGGGAAUGCGAUGCAGUCCAUCCUCCGGAUUAGUGCAAGCAGGACAACUGCAGGUAAAUGGCUGCAAGAAGCGCAAGCUCUACCAGCCCCAGCAACACGCCAUGGAGCGUUAUGUGGCCGCCGCAGCUGGUCUGAAUUUCGGCCUCAAUCUGCAGAGCAUGAUGCUCGAACAGGACGAUAGCGAGUCCAAUGAGCUGGAGUCGCCGCAAAUCCAACAGAAGCGUGUCGAGAAGAAUGCCCUCAAGUCCCAGUUGCGAUCCAUGCAGGAGCAGCUCGCGGAGAUGCAGCAGAAAUAUGUGCAACUGUGCUCGCGCAUGGAGCAGGAAUCCGAGUGCCAGGAACUUGACCAGGAUCAGGAUGUGGAACAAGAACAAGAGCCGGACAAUGGCAGCAGUGAUCACAUCGAGCUGUCGCCCUCGCCCACUUUGACCGGAGAUGGUGACGCUAGUCCCAACCACAAGGAGGAAACUGGACAGGAACGACCCUGUUCCAGCUCGCCCUCACCAUCGCCCCUGAAGCCCAAGACAUCGCUGGGCGAGAGCAGCGACUCGGGCGCCAACAUGCUGUCCCAGAUGAUGAGCAAGAUGAUGUCCGGCAAGUUGCACAAUCCGCUGGUGGGUGUGGGCCAUCCCGCCCUGCCCCAAGGAUUCCCUCCACUGCUGCAGCACAUGGGCGACAUGUCGCACGCGGCCGCCAUGUACCAGCAGUUCUUCUUCGAGCAGGAGGCGCGCAUGGCCAAGGAAGCCGCCGAGCAGCAGCAACAGCAGCAGCAACAGCAACAACAGCAGCAGCAGCAACAGCAGCAGGAGCAGCAGCGACGCUUCGAGCAGGAGCAACAGGAGCAGCAGCGCCGCAAGGAGGAGCAGCAACAGCAGAUCCAGCGCCAGCAGCAGCACCUGCAACAGCUGCAGCAACAGCAGAUGGAGCAGCAACAUGUGGCCACUGCCGCCCCCAGGCCGCAGAUGCACCACCCAGCGCCCGCCCGCCUGCCCACACGAAUGGGCGGGGCUGCUGCCCACACGGCCCUCAAGUCGGAGCUGUCUGAAAAGUUCCAAAUGCUGCGCGCCAACAACAACAGCUCAAUGAUGCGCAUGUCGGGCACGGACCUGGAGGGACUGGCCGAUGUGCUCAAGUCCGAGAUCACCACCUCGCUGUCCGCUCUGGUGGACACCAUUGUGACGCGCUUCGUCCACCAACGGCGACUGUUCAGCAAGCAGGCGGACUCCGUGACCGCGGCUGCCGAGCAGCUGAACAAGGACCUGCUGCUGGCUUCGCAGAUCCUCGACCGGAAAUCGCCGCGCACCAAGGUGGCGGACAGGCCCCAGAACGGACCCACGCCCGCAACACAAUCAGGUAAUAAUGGUUCACUACUCCUAGCUAAUAGUCAAAUGCCCUCCCAAACGCCCGCGAGCGGUUCGAGUGCGCAGCAGCAACAGCAACAGAAUGCACAGCAGCAGCAGCAGCACCAGGGCUCGCAGCAGCAGCAACAGAAUGUGGUGCAGCAGCAGAAUGUGGCGCAGCAGCAGCACAUGCAGCAGCAGCAGCAGCAACAGCAGCAGUCGCAUCCAUUGCUGCCGCCCAACUGCCAACAGUUGAUCUCCGCCCCCCGCCUAAAUGGCAGUCAGUUAUCCUUCGCAUCGCCCGCCGCUGCUGCAGCCGCUGCAAUGGGUCUGCAGAUGCACCAUGCCGCCGCAGCAGCAGCAAUGUCCGCCCAGCAGCAGCAGCAGCAGCAACAGUCGGGGGAUCCCGGCGCGAAUACUAACCCAAACAGCGGGCCAGCAAACCCCACUAACAGUAGCUUAAGUACCCUUAAUAUACCGCCACCUCACAUUCGUCCUUCGCCCACAGCGGCUGCCAUGUUCCAGGCGCCCAAAACGCCACAGGGCAUGAAUCCGGUGGCCGCCGCCGCGCUCUACAACUCGAUGACCGGACCCUUCUGCCUGCCGCCCGAUCAGCAGCAGCAGCAACAGACCGCCCAGCAGCAACAGUCCGCCCAGCAGCAGCAGCAGAGCUCGCAGCAGACGCAGCAGCAGCUGGAGCAGAACGAGGCCCUCAGCCUGGUGGUGACACCCAAGAAGAAGCGCCAUAAGGUGACCGACACGCGCAUCACGCCGCGCACCGUCAGCCGCAUCCUUGCCCAGGAUGGCGUGGUGCCGCCCACCGGAGGCCUGCCGUCUACCCCGCAGCAGCAGCAACAGCAACAGCAACAGCAGCAGCAACAACAGCAACAGCAGCAGCAACAGGCGUCGAAUGGCGGCAACAGCAAUGCCACGCCCGCCCAAAGUCCGACAAGGAGCAGCGGAGGAGCCGCAUACCACCCGCAACCGCCGCCACCACCACCACCCAUGAUGCCCGUGUCCUUGCCCACCUCCGUGGCCAUACCAAAUCCCUCGCUGCACGAGUCCAAGGUCUUCUCGCCGUACUCGCCGUUCUUCAAUCCGCACGCAGCCGCUGGCCAGCCAACGGCGGCCCAGCUCCAUCAGCACCACCAGCAGCACCACCCGCACCACCAGUCCAUGCAGCUGUCCUCGAGUCCGCCGGGCAGCUUGGGCGCUCUGAUGGACUCCCGCGACUCGCCGCCGCUGCCCCACCCGCCGUCGAUGCUCCAUCCCGCCCUCCUGGCCGCCGCCCACCACGGCGGAUCGCCGGACUACAAGACCUGCCUGCGGGCCGUCAUGGACGCCCAGGAUCGCCAGUCCGAGUGCAACUCGGCCGACAUGCAGUUCGAUGGCAUGGCUCCUACUAUAUCCUUUUACAAACAAAUGCAACUUAACACAGAACAACAGGAGUCGCUGAUGGCCAAACAUUGCGAAUCCUUGACUCCUUUGCACUCUUCUACAUUGACACCGAUGCACCUGCGCAAGGCCAAGCUGAUGUUCUUCUGGGUGCGGUAUCCCAGCUCCGCGGUGCUCAAGAUGUACUUCCCGGACAUCAAGUUCAACAAGAACAACACAGCACAAUUGGUGAAAUGGUUCUCGAACUUCCGAGAAUUCUACUACAUACAAAUGGAGAAAUAUGCACGACAAGCUGUCACCGAAGGCAUCAAGACACCCGAUGAUCUGUUGAUUGCUGGAGAUAGUGAAUUGUAUCGCGUGCUCAAUUUGCACUACAAUCGCAAUAACCACAUUGAGGUACCCCAGAAUUUCCGCUUCGUGGUCGAAUCGACUCUGCGGGAGUUCUUCCGUGCAAUACAGGGUGGCAAAGACACCGAGCAGUCGUGGAAGAAGUCCAUAUACAAGAUCAUCUCGCGCAUGGACGAUCCCGUGCCCGAGUACUUCAAGUCGCCCAAUUUUUUAGAGCAGCUGGAAUAAGUGGAGGAGUUGGCGCUGCCGACGCUGCCAUUGCCGCACCCACUGGGAAUGCCACCGCCCAUCAGUCCGGCCUCCACCUCCACCAACUGCAGCACCGCUACAACCACCAACUCCAGGCCCGGCAGCAGCCACCCGAAGGCGAAGCGCAGGCCAAAGCUAAAAGGCUAAACCUGCGCAGGAAACACGACUGGAUAUGACCAGCUAACCAGCAAUAAAAUCAAGGAUAAACAAUUCGACAAACAGUAUCCACACACAGGGCAGAAACUUAGACAUAGCUGAGAGAUAUGCAAAAGCACACGAGUCGAAAACGCGUUCAGAAAACACAUUGAGCAAAAUAUUUUUUCAAAAAUUUCCAAAACCACACAACUAAAUACACACACAUACAAUUACAACACACAUGAACCUCAGCAAAAGAGCGACAAGAAGAUGAAGCAUGUGGGCCACGGAUAUGCAAAUCCGGUGGGCCAAUUGAGCAAAACCAAAACUUAACAUAGAGCAGCAAGUCUUAAUCUAAUAAUGUGAAAUAGUGCAAAUUGAAAGAAAACCUGAGCCACACACCUGAGAACACCCACACACCGAGCGUAAUUUACAGGCAGUGUAAACUGUACUCGCCGUUGGUUUGUUAGUUGAAAUUUUUUUGAAAAUAUUUACAGCAGAUUACGUAUACGUAUGAAUAUUUAACAAAUAGUUGAGCCGUCUAAUGAUCUACCGAAAGUUGACACACAUUCCACAAGGAAAUACCUAUACAAUAACCACACGCAUUCCACGCACACACACACAGAAACACACACGCUCGCAUCGGUACAAAGUGUGUGUUCAUUUGAAAGAGAGAGAGAGAAAAUCGCUCGGCCAAACAGAAAAUGGUUAUUUAUCGCACUGCUUGGCCGACCGACUUUCCGGUAAGCAGUUUCCCCGCCCAGUUGCGCACUGCUUUACAAAAGCAGGCGCAGCUCUGACGGCCGGAAAUCGGGAAUUAAUCUUAAAAGUUUAAAAGUCACCCGAUCACUAAGGUUGCUACUCCCCUAUAUCCCCCAUUUAAGCGCUAAGCAUAUAUUCGAUGUCUAUUAAGCGAAACUAAAAGCAAAAAACUAAAAAAAAAUGUUAAGAAAUUUGCGAAAACUAUUUAGAUUUUUAAUGAGAGAGCCAGAGUUAUUUGUACGAACAGCGGGCGUUAGGGUAGUUAAAUUUACCAUCUUAUCUUUUACAAUACGUUAUGCGAACCUUCGACCAAAGUUAAUUGUUAACAUGAAUCCCUUGAAUACGAUUUAUUUUUAAUCAAUUCUUUUCCUUUAGUGCCCCACAUUUAAGCACGCAUCUUAAUUUUAUAGAAUAAUCAACAAACACACUAAAAACACACCACAAACACACACACACUAGUCUGUUAUUUAUGUAAAUAAUUUAUACGUUUAGUUAAGUUAACGUUUAGUUUAAUUAAUUUACUUUACUUGGCCUUGAGUUGCAACAAAACAAAAUAUACACAAAACACCAAAAAUACCAAUUAAAAAAAUAUGUUUUUUUCUUACUCCUCAUUUUAAGAACAUAUAUAUCUUAAUGGCCCCAUAUCUGGCUGGCUGAGAUCGAUCAUGCACUUCUCACUCAUCAGCACAGCAGACACAGCAUGGAAAGUGGGCGGGUUUAGAGGGAUAUGUUUGCCUGCUCUCCGUCCGGCGACUUUUGGGGCUGGGGCGGGCAAACCCUGUUGUUCCUGCAGCUGCAAUAACUCAUCUCCGAUUGCAACUGCAAAGCGACAACAGCAACAACAUCAUUAACUGCAUGCAAAACAUUUGAAUAUUUGGCACAGACAAAAUCAUAUUCCUCGAACGAAACGAACGCAGCGAAAUCGACAAUUUCGGCCCAACAAUUGCUCCGAGGAGCUCCAUCAGCCAGCCAGCCAGUCAGUUACCAAGUCAGUUAGCCAGUUACUAAGUUAGCCAGCCCCGCACCCUAGCGCCCUCUGGUGGGAGUUUAGAUUAGAUUGGAUGGAAACACCGCCACAAGGAGCAGACGAGAUCGCACCCCAGCAAACUUUUCGGCCACAACAAUGAUCACGAAAUUAUUGAACAAUAGUUGAAUUUUAGCUAAAACUAAAUUGAAACGAACUAAGCGAGUUUUUUAGGCUAAACCAGAGUUCCCAUGGGGAAUGUGAGCUAAAUUUGAUUGCACUUUGGCGUAACUAUGACAAAAUUAGUCGCGUUUAAGACGGUGAGUUUCCUAAUCCGAGAAGCGAGGUCGAGUGAAAGAAGAAACUGAGGUUCUUCAAAACGAAAUUGAAAGUGAAAUUCAAGUUUGGAUAAUUGAAAAAUAAGAAAUGCAUUUGCGAAAUUAGUAUUUAGGGAAUCGUACAAAGCAGAUGAGACAGGCAGAGGCAUUCGCUAAUCGAACUGAAGCUUAAGUUUAUCGCAUUACCAAGUUGAGUUAUCUUACCCCUUAGUUUCACCCAUCUUCACCGCAGACAGAAGUCGAAAUUCAAGCCCGAUUUUGGGGCCCCAGGAGUGACGCGUUGAUUGUUAAUGCCUUUACAAAAUUUACGAAGGAAGCGGCUUUUGGCAAUGGAGUUGAAAUUUAAAAAUGAAAUUUGGAAUGAAAUUUGGAAAUGAAAUUGACAUUGAAAUUGAAAUUGAUCUAAAUACAAUUGUAACUGAUUUUGUGAUAGAAAAGUAACUAACAACAAACUAAAAAUCGAACUAACUUCAUUAUUGUUUCGGAUAAAACCAAUAUGGAGGCUUCGCGCAGAAGCCUCCAUACGAAAUUAUUGAUUGAUGUAAAAAUAGUUAAAUGACAAUUGCGAGACGAGCGAAAUUAUGAGACGAAAACCAUUUAGGCAAUUUAAGGCGUAUUAACAAUAAACGUUUGGCUAACAAAACUUUAGGCGAAAUUUUAUCUUUAAGCAAAAUUCGAAAAUAGCGAGAAGCAUCCGUAUCUAAACCGUCGAAAUUCAGAGAGUUAACAGUAAUACGAAGCAAAAAGAAAAAAACUACGAAAAAUUAAUCACUCAAACCUUUCUGUUCUGUUCAGUUUGAAUCAGUUGUAGUCAGCGCUUUCUUUCUUUACCUCAAGGAAGGCGAAUGAACCGAUAUACUUGCGUACCAACAAAUGACACAGGAGCACACUUACACUUGCGUAUAUUUAAUGCAACAUACAUAUUUCAUACAUUUAUACUAACAUACAUACUAAACAUACAUACUUAAACUUAAGUCAACAAAUCAAAGGGGCGGACCACCAAAGGGUCCGUCACGAACGAUAAUUGGUUAAUAAAAGCGAAAUUAAUUGAGAAAACAGAAAACACAAAUGACGGCGCUUGGAUUUUUCUUUACCAAAAUUUAACCCCCACCUUUUGGCCGCUUAUAAACUACCCACAUUUUUGGUUCAACUCUCCCCAAAAACCAACCAAACGACCAAACUCCGUCAGCAGAAUUUUUGGCUUUUGUCACCGCAAAAUUGGAACUGAUUGGCAAGCACAACAACACCACCAUCACACACCUCACUAACCCACAGCCACGAAACAACAAUUUCAACUAAUCGGUGGAGCGCAGAGGCGAGAAGGGUAAGCUAAAUUCAUUCUAAUUCAUCUUAUUCGAGCGACGCAAACCAAGCGAAAGAGACACCUGGCGGACGCGGAUAGCAGUUGCGCCAGCCUUCAGCCACGCCCACCAAACUUCGGAAUGCCCUUUCGAGAACCACUAGGAAAGCGAGUUUAUUUCCUCCAGAUCAAUCUUUCGGUGUUGGAAAAAUUCCAAAAUGAACUACAGAUCAGCCAUAGGCCCAAGCAAAGUUCCUUUCUCGUUUUUUUGGCCAAGCUGCUGCCGCCGUUCGCCAGGUACAGUUUACACAUGGAACUAAGUUAGCAUAAGCAUUUAGAUUAAGCACAGCAGCAGCAGGAAACCAACCAGACGAGAACCGGAAAUGGACAUUUCCGGACAAAGCAACCAAUCAGCGACCCGAGUGACCAGUGUUGGUCAGCAGAACGAAAUCAAGUUCACAGCACAGCAAAUCCAAACUUAAACCAUUAAUGAACACCGCACGCAAACCGAUAACGAAAACAAAUCGAUCAAAUGAUCGAGGCAGACGAUGGGAAGCGAGAUCGAGAUGGAAGGCGAGAUAAGUAUAUACCUACUACACGUAAACCAAUUACCAAAUAUAAAAGCAGACGCAGCCAUAUGCAAUUUUAACUAGAUUUUAAAAGCAUUAAUACCGCAGAAUACCAAGCAAACCAAAAGAAAAUUACCCAAAACAUACCGAUUACUGAUUACUGAAUGAAAAAAAAAACAAAACCGAUAACAGAAAUUGAUCAGAUUUGUACAUAGCGACAUUUAAAUACAACUACAUACACGUAAUUAAAAUAUUACUACAGUCUAAGCAUAAGCAAACCCCAAGCCCACUCAGAGCCCCUGAAAGGGACAUUCUGGCCAUGGCCAGGACGAUAUUCACUCACAGCCUUACCGCAUUGAAAAUGCUCGCAUUGCGAUUUCCGUUAGGAGGGAAGGAAGAUGGAAGAAAGAAGGAGUAGGGGAUUGAGAUAGAAGGUGUGCCAAGCCGGAAUCGGUAUAUAUAUCAAGCAGAUCCCCUUUGGCAAGCCCACACACGCACAAAACACUGAAAAGCAAAUCAGUCAAACUUACACGUAGGGUACAUACUCCAUGGUAUAAAUCAAAGCAACUCUAUUCGUAACUUCAACUUCAGAGUAACCAUAAGUUAGUUAAACAUCCUUGGUUUGGAAAACAUCUGAUCACAAGACAGAAAGGACGAAGAAAAAUAAAAAACACAUAAAUUUGCAGUUUUGGUAUACAUGAAAAUGAAAAAUGAAACGAAAAAUCUUUUUAACGAUGAAAUAUUUCCAAAAAAAAGGAAACAAUUGCGUUUUUUUAGUAGCAAGCGCGAUUCUCAAAAUUCCCAACAACUUUUGGCCAAAAGUCGAGUCACCGAACAAUAAACAAAAACCGUUUGGAUGUAAAAUUUUUAUCACUUAUUUGGCGUAGGAAGAAUCAGACAGACGAGUGUAGAAGAGGAGUGUAUGAAGAUUAAGCCGUGGUGCAUCCGAAUGAACCACAUCUUUAUUUACAACAAACUGCAAUAGAGCAGCACACAGUGCGAAUACUUUCGGCAUGCACUGUGUGCCUGCACCAAUGGACUUAGUUAAACAAUCAAAAUUCCUGCAAUUAUUGCAACAGCAACCAGUAUUACUAACAUUUUUCAGUUGAUCAAUCAGGAAUCAAUUUACGCAUCCUUAUUUGUGAAGUUUAUGAAGAAGAGGUUAAAACUUUUGGCUUAUGACGUAAACCCAACUUUUCGGCCGCAAUGAACAUUGCCCAUGGAAAUUCCAAAUUCGAAUUGAUAUAUAUAUACAACAACAUCAAAAAGCACACGAGAAAGUAUAAAAAUAUAAAGAAAAUGUUGCAUAAACCCCUAAAAAAAACGAUAACCGAAUAAAAACAACGAUAACGAUAAACAAAUACCUUAGUAACCGAUAACAGUGAAGCAAGGGAGGAUGAGAAUUUGCAAUUAAGUUUUAACAGCCAACAAUAGCCAGGGAAACAUACACAACUCGUAUGUGAUAUUUUUAAGUUAAUCUCUCACAGUUUUCCACAACCACAAUAAAUAUUUUUACUCAAAUAUACAAAGCGAAAGAAGCAUAGAAAACCAAAAAAAAAACCAAAUAAAAAUCGAAAUAUGAAGGAGACAACAACAAGCCCAAUUAGAAGCGACAAUACAUAAAAAAUAAAGAUUGGUAUUAACAACAGCACAAAGCACUUCCAGCAGCAACUUUUUUUGGGUUGCGUACACAUAUCAAAGAUAAAUACGCUAUAUAUACUAUAUGGAGCGAUAGGAGAGAGAUAUUUCUUUUUUGUUGAGUCCUUAAGCCAUCCUGAGUUCAAAUUUUACACUGAAUACCAUAUAACUGAAUAUUUACCCAUGAUCGAAUACAAAUAUAAAUAUAUAUACAUAUAAACCAAUACCAAAACUAAUCCAUAAGUGUUUAUAGUUGAAUUUUGACAGGAGCGAAUCAGCGGGAGAAUCAGAUUUUAUGCCACAGUUUCAUUUGCAAUAGUCGAGCGUGCCACGCACGAACCGGGAUAAUUUAUAGUACAAUACAAUGCAACAAGCAGACAAAGAAACAAAUAAACAAUUAAGCAACAGCAACCAAUAACUUUUUAUAAAACGAUUUAUAUUUUUAUACUCAAACGAAAUCAAUCAACAACAACCGCAGCAAUAGCCAAUUAGCCAAAUAAGCCAAAACUUUUAGUUCGUUCACCGAGAUUUUCAGUUAGCAAUUAACGACAACAGCAACAAUUAUGUUCUCAUUUACGAAUCAGCAAUCGAGCGUAUCUGAGUGUCCCAUUCGAUCCCAUCCCAGCUGUUAUAUAUCCGAUCCCCGGCGCAGCCAAGCAUGCCACCCACACAAGAAAUUGCCAAUAGAAGUGCAGUCCACGUGCUGCCAGUGAAAAUAUUUCAAGACGAAGCCCCGAAGAAGAUGCCUGCCUGCUGAACCCGAGGGAACCGAGACCAGAGACCAGAGACCAGAGACCAGAGGAGUAGCCACAAACAAAACUUUAUGCAAAUCGUGCUUGGACAGUCCGGGAUCAGGAUAUAUGUCAGCUGCCGGCGGGUCAAUCAGCCAAACGGGAGCCACACACUCAGAUCACGACUCACAUAGACAACAAGAAUAAGUGAUAAAAACCCUUUGUUUCACAAUUCUCUUACGAGCAGGCCCAAAAGGGCCAGAAAACUUUGCGUGCGUUUAACUGGUACCGUUCCUGGUAACACAAAGCCAAAUCAAAUCAAAAGUAUAUACAAAUACAUAGGUGUAUCGCAUAUCUGGGGGACGUGCAACGCGCUGCGAACGAACUGCAAAACUCCUUUGGUUUACUCUCACACAAUAAAGCAAACAGUUACAGAUACAGAUGCACUUGCAGAUGCAGCAGCAAUAAACAGGUGAAAAUUGACAAAUCGCAACUCGAGACGGGGGUCCAACAUGGCCCCCAGACAAUAGCCCAGCAAUAUUAUUAUUAUUUCCCACUCGGCGUCCUUUGUAAUCCCCCGAGGAUUAAAGGUGCGCCACCAGCCGUCGUCAACUGAAGUACAACCAAAACGAAAUCGCACCCAUUGGCACCACCAAGAAGCAAGCAGCCGCUGCAUUAGUCCCCCACCCCCACCAGCACAGAAAGAUAAACACUAAAACUAAUUAAGUAAGUUACCAGGAAAGGGCCCAGACGUUUGUCAAAAUUCUACACGAAAUUUUAUGUAAAACAACUGUAGGAGCAAACGAAAAACGCAAUUCCAACGAGCCAACGAAAGAGCUAAAUAAACGAAAUAACAAAAUAAACGAUUUUCAGUUUCAAGUUUUUCCUUCUCGGCCAUCGAUCCAAGUUUCGAUCGAUCGCCCAUCCUAUAAUUUAGUCGAGAUAAAGGCGUGCCACGGGGCGUGGCAUGUGUACAAUAUGUAAAGUAAUUAAAAACGUAAACCAUGUAAACGAAGGCGAUAAGCGAACAAAUGAAACAACAAUAUUUAUACAGAGACUGCAAACAAAUGUGAUCAGAUAUUUUAUAAUAUAUAAGUUUACAUAGCAAUCGACAGGCAACAUCGACUAUAACUAUAGCCGAUGCGAUGCUACCGAUCAAAUCAAAAGCCAAGAACAGCGAUAGCUACAAACACAGCAACAGCAAAAGCAAAAGCAACUGCAACAGCAACCACAGUAGGCGUUAAGGUAACCGUUAGCUAACCGUAACCCUAACCGUAACCGUAACGAAACGAGAGCCGUAAACGUAAGCUACCGAUAAACAAAAAAGUAUUUAUAAUGAUAUUUUUUACAAUAGCAUAUACAACUAAAUAUAGCAAAACGACAAACAAACCGAGCGGGAGCCGCAGCUAGCGACAGUACCCCAAAAACUCUCUAACCCCUAACCCAUACCCUGUAAUCCUCCAAAGCCGCGUUUAUCCCGAAUGUCCCGAAGGUCGAAGCUGCGGCCUCCACGCGCAACAGUUGCCUUUCACAGAAACAAUUUACCGAUUAAGUUACCAAUAGUGAAAUAGACAAGCCAAAACGGUGAUCACGCCCCCGCUGAUAAGCCCAGCAAAGGGGGCGUGGCGCCGCAGUUUUUCCAGCCAGUUUUCAGUUGAGCAUUUCCUCAGUUCGUUCGAGUACAACAACAACAAAGGAAGAGGGCAGAGUAAAGUUCUUAAGUUCACGGUUCAUACAAAGAUUAUACUUAGUUUUCGGGAGUGGAUGAAAGUGGAUGAAAGUAGUGGAGCGAGGAGCGAGGAGUAAUGGAUGCGGAGACAGUGAAGCGUCGAAUAAGAAGUCUUAGGAUGGGGUAACCAGUAAUAUACAGAAAAACACAUGUAUAAAGCAAUCUUAUAUAUGUGACCAAUUUGUUUCGAUUUAGUGAGUCGAGUUCUUCAGUUGGAUCAACAAAGUUUGGCAGCAUUUUCAGCCUGAGUUAAGCGAUUGAAGCGAUUGUUAUGCGAAAUUGAACAAUACUUGAGUUCUGAACAAUAGUGCCGGUAACAUUUAUACGAUAAGUGAAACUAUAUAAAUAGACAUAUAUAUAAAAUACAUACUCUAGACGUCGUAAUCCGUAUUUCAGCAUAGCUAACAAAUGUUCUAAAUGUACACUGAGUAAUGAAAAUCCGGAACCCAAGCAACAAACAAAAAAAAAUGAACAAAUUUCGAGAAAUCGAGUGAGUGAGAAAGUUAGAGGGUAUUCGCCUGCGCAGCAUUUUCCGAGCGUAAACUGCAGAUUGAAUAUUACCUGGUAUUGGCCGAGUGACCCCACAAAACCCCCAAAAAACCCCAAGUAGCCCCGCCCCCCAGCACACGAACCACACUCAACCACAUUACGAUCCACAACCUUAUAAAUAUAUAUAACUUAUUACUUAUAUAAGGAAAUAAACUCAAAGCAAGCAAAACAAAAUAAUAAUAAAAUACAAAUACAAGAUAAUGGUAGUUGCUAUUUUAAAUAUGUAUUACAAAACCAACAAAAAUACCAAAAAAAAAAAACAAAGAAAACAAAACUAAAUAAAACCGAAUGUCAGUCGAAAUAAAAUGAUCUUCAGCGCAAGCAGCAAAAGUCUCUAGUAAAUGUUAAGCAGGAACCAAAAGCCAACCUAAGCAACAACAGCAGCAGCAGAAACCGAUUCAGAAGCAAAAGCCAAGCAAAAGCAAAAGCAGAGCAAAGCAAAAGCAACAGCAAAUCAGUCAGACACACCUAUAUAUUACCUUAAUAUAUAUACGCAGUUUGUUCCAAGCCAAAGUCAGUACGAGAAACUAUAUGAUAUUUGUAUGCUUUUUUACUCACACCAUAUAAGCCAAGUGGAAAUUGGGACAGAUCGGCAGCACCUAUUCGCCAGGAUACUCCGCCGCCGCAUUUAGGUUUAAUUUACGCACUCAGACACGCAGACACAGAACACACUCGAAAAAAAAAGAAAGAAAAACGGAGAUACUACGAAAUUGAAUGUCAGCAUAGGUAUAAUCGUAACGAGAAUCAACUAAAAUUUAUACUCAUAGCUUAGCAGUCGCCGUAAUUGAUUUAUAUUUUGUCAGCCACACGAAGCAGAAUCAAACCGACAGACAAGACGAACUCAACUAAGCUAGAUACAGAUACAGAUACAGAAUAUCCAAAAGAUACAUUAAAUAGAACUCAUCAGCAGCCACCUAAAACAGAAGAACAACCCCAGUAACUACAACAACUUAAAGCCGUUCAACCAACAACAAUAUCUAGCAGGAUCAGUUCACAGAUGCAGCAGCUUACUUAUAGUUUUUCAGGAUAAUAAAGAUAACGAUACAUACAUAUUUAUAGCCAAGCCCAGCCCAAAAAAAAGGAACUCCAGACUCCCACAAUCAAAAGCAGCACAGGUACAGAUUUCAGAGCAGGAUCAGAGGAGAAAUGAGGAGGAAUGAAAGGAAAAAGGAUGAGGAAACAUUUCAAUCAAGUGGUAGCAUUUCGAAGAACGUUUUAACAUUUCGGCUUAGAAAUAUGUAGAGAAAAAUGAAAACUUUCGGCUCAAAAGCAACGCGCUGCAUUUUGCAAAAGAAAACCAACAAGUAUGAGAAUUCUUGCAAAUAUGCAAGACUAAACGAAUACCUAAAUGAAGUAAAACACUCUCGGCUAAGACUUUGGCGUGAAUUUCGGAAAAUAAAUGAAGAAAAACUCAGACGUAGAUUCAGAUUGCGACAUCAAAAGGGAUAUAAAACCAAAUGUGACCAAAGACGCGGUGCAAGUGGCCCAGUAGUUUCCCAGAUACUUUCAACACUCGCAGACCCCCAAAAAAAUCAUGUUUAGGUGUAAGUGUAAAAUUAUAUAUAAACGUAUUUCGGUAAUGUUCCUAAUAAACAUAUGACACACAUUCGCUCACAGACAGACGUGUGCGCAUAUAUGCAUAUGCAAAAAGGAUAUAUGUGCGGAUAAAUUGCAGUUUCGGCCACACAGUAAAAAUUCAGCAUUUAACAGUUUGGCAAGUAAAUUAGCGGGUAUAAACAAAAACUAGGAAACAAAAAUUGGUCUGCGAGCUCGAUUUAGCUGGCAAAAACUCUCAAAGACUGGGCUGCUUGCAGAAACAUUAGAACAUGUAAAAUGAAAUUACCUUAAUUGUUUACAGGCAGCAUUCUAUGAGGAGAUUACUUUCAGAUCAGUUAGAUAAUCUUAUUUCCCGUUGAAAAGUGGACAACAUCAGUGCUUUUCAAUCAGUGACAACGCGUUUAAAAGCCCAAAAAAGAAUAAAGAAAUCAUGCAAGUACGAAACAAAUCACGAAAUGAACUAAAUUAAAAACCUCUCGGCCAUGUUUGGAUAAUUCUCUCUCGGUGUAAACAUUCAGGACAAAUUUACAAAAAACACAAAAAAAAACAAAAACCAAAAAGAAAAGAAAAACUUUAGGAUUAAAAAAAAAAGGGAAAAUACGAAUUCAAAAUCCAAAAAUUAUACGCAAAAUUACUGCAUUUUGGAACACAAAAUUACGUAACAAAAACUUAAGAUGUAAGCGAAAGCAGCGUAGAGUUGCAUUUCGGAAAGCAGUAGAGGAAGCAGUAGACGAAGCAGGGAAGUAAGCAGUAGAGACAGCAGCCUAAACCAGAACGGGAAAAUGGAAAACUUUGAAAGAAAUUUUGAAAACGUGUUGGAAAAAUAUCAGAAAAAGUACAAGCUUAUUUUAAGCACCUUCGCGCCUUAUCUUUAAGAACGUAAAUAAAUCGAUGCAAAAUGAGAAAAAAGUAACCAAAACAAAGCGAUAACAAAAAACAAACUUAAAUUAACAUAAAUUUAAUACGAAAACAUUGUACAUUUAGAAAAUACGAGCAAAAUUGAGCAAAGUUUCGAUACAUCUCCGGGUAGUUAACCUUAUCUAAGCUUAAGUUUGAUUCUAUCCGGCUAAAUUCGGGCCCGGAUACUGCAGAAAGCACCUUUAGUUUCCCCUCAGUUCGGGUUUUAUGAAAAAACCAGUCCUAAAUUGUAUACACAAGCAAGGAAAGGAUAAUACGAAAAAGCAUUAGAUGAAAAAGCUGAAAAGAACAUGACUAGUCGACAACCAAGGCAGUGGCGGGAACUCAUUGGAAAAAUCAGUUCCGGUCCUAGCUGACAAUUGAAACCGAAUAAACAACAAACAAAAUUCCAAAACAUUGCAGCAGCAGACUUCAAAAUUAUAAAAAGAUAAUUAAAAAAGCCAACCAAAUUAACAAAAUUCAAAACUGCGGUUCGGAGCACAUAGGAAAAGUGUAUGAAAGUAUGAAAGGUAUGAUUAAAAUAAAAAUCCAAAAAGCUAAAGCGAAGAUUGAAAGAAAAAGUAAACUUUUGUGUUCCCCAAAUCUCUGUAAAUGUUUAAAUGUAUGAAAGCAAACCAGUCGAGGACACUACUUGAGUUAGGUUUUGGUGGGGCUGAGACCGACUUCAAAAUAAGAUGUGUAUGUAAAAAAAAACUAAAAUGAAUACUAUAAAGGUAACGCUAUGAAUCCUAACCCAAUUGCCCUACAUUUAGUUUUAAAACUUAAUAUGUAUCUAAACCUUGUCCACUAUCCACCAGCUUACAUUCGUGUAUGUAAACCCCAUUUCAUUGUGUUUGAGAUUUUCCAACGAUCGAUCAAGUGCGAUUCCUUCUACGCUCUUGAGUUCCUUCCCCAAAGAACCUCAUCCAGACAGAUCCGUUGUGACUUGUGGACCGGGCCAAGGAGUGGCCAGUUCUCAAGCCUCGAAAAUAAACCCAAACUGCCCGGCCCAGUGGCCAGUAGAUCGGCAUUUGGCGGGUCGGGCAACUCCAGGACAUCCAGAUCCGUUUCGCACCAUAGCACUCAAGGCAAUACAAACAACCAGCGGCUAGAGAGAAGCAAAAUGAAAAGAAAAGCAGAAGACAAGGCAAAGGACAAGUUUCGAACCAAGGAUUUCGGUAACAUUUCGAACGCAACUUUCGGCAGAGUUUCGAACAACUUUGGAUUAGGCUUUUGUUGUUAAUUUGUUUUUUUGCGACCACGUCUCCAUAGCACUCGAGCAACAUGCAAUAUGCAACAGCAACAUGCAACAGCAACACACAACACAAGCAGCAAGCGGCAACGUGAUACACGAGUUGAGCAAGUGAAAAGCAAUUUUUGAAAUGGGGCCACAACGUCCGAUCUAAAGUGCCUUCAAGUAACAAUGAAAACAAAAGAAAACAAAAAGAAAAUACCAAAACUAAAAACUGUUAAUUUUUUAUGUAACUAAAACCAACGCGGAGGAAGAAAUUAUAACAAAAAAAAUUGUAUAAAGAAAUUAAUCGUGUAAAAAGUAUAAAAAAUUUAAACAAAAACUAAGCGAUGACGAUGGUGAACGCGAAAGCGGAAACGAAAACGUAAACGAAGAGAAAGGGCUCCAAAUAGACCGGAAAGCAAGCAAAAACCAAAACUGCUCUAUUCUUUGGCCUGGUCACACUGUCCCUCCGAAGGAACUCACUUAAGUUAGUUGGAAAAAGCGGAGGAAAUCGAUCGCAAAUCUCAUAAAACCCAUAUUAAGCAUUUACAUUCGCAUCCCUCCCUAGCAAAAAGUUGUAAUUGACUACCUAAUUAAGCGAAAAAAUAUGUAUGUAUUUAGUUGUAGUAUGUAAGCGAAUGGAAAUUCACAUAAAACUCGAUUUAGACGAACAUUAUGUAUGGGAAAAUUAAUGAUUUAGACUAGCGAAAGCAGCAACAAAGGUUUGGAUAUAGACACCACGAGUAUACCCCCAAUACCCCAUACAUACGCCUAUAGCGCUGAGUUGCUCAUCUAUCAAUGUACUUAAAACCACAAGAACACAGCCACACUGACACUUGCAUGUACUAUGCUACAUUUAAUUUAGAUUUAGAUGCGAAUAACUAAGUAUUCAACUCAAAGUUAAGCGGAGAACAAUGCUAGAUGAACUGGGAACGGCAUACUGACGAGGUGGCAAUUAGGUAUAGAGCGAACUAUAUUUAAGGACUCGGAACUAGCGACUCUCAGAAAAAAAAAAAAAAAGAAAACGCGAGUGCGCAGCGACACAGGAUCGCAGAUAAACUAUAAGACUUUCCAGAAACGAAGGGGGAAACCUGCCGUUUCCCACUUUUGUGCUUUUUCCUACCCCUAACACACUGCAGACACACACACACACACAGGAGAUCUUGAGUUGGCAGCAUCGUAAUCGUUUCUUUAGUCGACGAUGGGAACGAACUAGCAAAAAUUAGCAAAAUUUAAAAUUGAUUACGUAUUACACGGCACACAGCACACCUCCCACUCACUCAUACACACACACGCACACCCACACACACACACUCACCCAGAUACUCCAUGUAUAUAAUUAUGUAUAUUCCUUUGAGCUGAACAUUGUAUAACCGAACGAUUACGAUACCACACAAAUACACACACAUGGAAAAACCAUAACCUAAACCAUCAGAAAACAAGGACACACCGAGGUGUGUAAAGGGUUCUUUGCUUACAACUUUUCAAACGAAUUAAUCCGUUUCGGCCAACCUUUAGGAUUGACAAAAGAUCGCCAUGAGGAACACAGCCCCGCCCACUCUGCUCUAAAAUUCAAUGAGCGGGGGGCGGGAGAAUGCAUCGUUUCGGUUGAUGGAUGCAAACGAUCAAAAAUGUAUUGGCCCCCAGGCCAAGUGAAACCAAAUCGAGCCUAGAAAUUGAUUUAUGUUCUAUUAAGCAAGCAAAAACAACAUGCGAAAAUUGUGAAAUAUAGAAAAAUAAAAACUUUCAGUUAAAAUACAACAAUAGACCGGAAUGAUUUCCAAGCAAUAGUACAAACAACUUUAGAGAUAACUUUUAUAAUGUAAUUGUAAACUAAGUGGUGGAAGGCGAGCUCCGGAAAAUGCAAAAGGCGGGGAAAAAUGCCAAACUAUAGUAUUCCUCGAAAAACUGAAAAAUCUGGAGCGGUGUGAGAAUAAAAUGGGAGGAAAACCCCGCGAAUGCAUAUACGAUUUACCCUAAUUUAUACUGAGUUGAAAUUUUAACACACAUUGAUUUGAAAUUUGAUUAGUGCGAAGUAAGCGAAAUUGAAGGCCAUCAGAAGCCGAUGACAUUUUCGAAAUUCCAACUUGACAUACGAGCAUGCAAUGCCGCAGGACCUUCCCUUCGCCAGAAGCUGAAGGCCAAGUAAAACGAUUGAAUCAAGUCACUUCACACACAGUUUAAAUUUAUAAGAAUAUGUACUUACAAUAGGAAACGUCUCCCAAUUUUCCAACUUCCCGAUUUCCCGAUUUACCAACACCCCCAGUGUCCCCUUGCCCCAAAAACUCACACAUUACUAUUUACCACAAUAUGAAAAGAAUGCAAAGAAAAGAAAACCAAAAGUAAUGGAAAAA
Drosophila santomea is the source of this 21686-nucleotide messenger RNA. RefSeq names its product homeobox protein prospero (gene pros). The transcript is spliced from 7 exons. The record is from RefSeq and is a predicted model, not a curated record. Gene Ontology annotation, biological process: regulation of transcription by RNA polymerase II. Gene Ontology annotation, cellular component: nucleus. Gene Ontology annotation, molecular function: RNA polymerase II cis-regulatory region sequence-specific DNA binding; DNA-binding transcription factor activity, RNA polymerase II-specific. NCBI's taxonomy places the organism in Eukaryota, Metazoa, Arthropoda, Insecta, Diptera, Drosophilidae. Bases 1224 to 6908 code for a protein of 1894 amino acids.